Molecule: messenger RNA, 798 nt
Organism: Amyelois transitella
Lineage: Eukaryota; Metazoa; Arthropoda; Insecta; Lepidoptera; Pyralidae
Product: ciliary microtubule associated protein 1A
Exons: 5
Coding region: 1-798 (265 amino acids)
Cellular component (GO): cytoskeleton
Source: RefSeq, a predicted model, not a curated record
AUGCCGUGGGGUUGGGAAUGCAGAGCGAAGCUUAUCAAGCAAGUGCCGGCGAAGCCAGUGGAGCGCCGGGGUGCUGUCAGCGGGGAAACUAAAACCCCUGGACCUAAUAAUUACGAAGCACCGCAAAUUUUCUGUGGUAAAGGGUACUCGAAGAUUAAGCGCGCCCCGGCGUACACCUUUGGACACCGCACCAAAAUCAGUCUGGCCAAACCUGUCACCACUCCCUAUGCACCGCUCUUCAACGUCCAGGGAAUGGGUAUCAAAGGAGGGCAAUUCAGGAUAACGCACAGUGUAGUGACGCCGCACAUAGAACCAAUCAGUGACAAGUCGAAGAAACCAGGUCCGGCAGCGUACGCGCCGAAUCCAAAGCUCCGUUACAAGCGGCCCCCAGCGUACUCCAUAAGGCGAGUGGCCAAGCCCCCGUACCAAGCUUGGGACAUGUGGACUCCUCCGCCUAAUAUGUAUUGGCCGCCUGCACCUUGCAAGAAACCACCAGCAUACACUCUAGGCUACAUGCCGCGAUCAAUGACAAAGGCGAUUUUCCCCGCUCCUGGAGAACAUGAUCCCAAUUUUGACUUUGUCAAGAAAAAGAAACCGGCAUACUCAUUUGGAGGUCCAUUCAAAGAGUCCAGACUACCGAAAUUACCAGCACCAAAUACAUAUUGCGAAAAAAAGUUCAUGGUGGCGAAGAGGACAAUACCCGCACCAUCAUUUGGAAUUCGCCAUUCUCCGUAUCUUGGAAAAUUCGAUGUGCCUCUGAAGUCUUCCAAACUAGAUUUGAUUGCAAGGGAGGUUUGA